CGCCCCUCACAGGGCUCGCGGCAGGGCUGCGUGUCCGGCGCGAGUGGCUCCACGGUCGGAGCCACCCCGGAGCCGGUGAACCGAGCGGUCUCGAGAGAAGGGCGCGGGAGGGCAGGCGCAGGAAGAAGGAGCGCCGCGUCCACCGCGGCUGAAGAAAAUGGUGUUCGAGUCGGUGGUCGUGGACGUGUUGAACCGGUUCUUGGGGGACUAUGUGGUGAACCUGGACACGUCCCAGCUCACGCUGGGCAUCUGGGGAGGAGCUGUGGCCCUCAAGAAUCUUGAAAUUAAAGAAAAUGCUCUGAGUCAGCUGGAUGUACCAUUUAAAAUUAAAGUUGGUCAUAUAGGUAAUCUUAAUCUUAAAAUUCCAUGGAAAAACCUUUAUACUCAACCAGUUGAAGCCGUAUUGGAAGACAUUUAUUUACUCAUAGUACCUUCUUCUAUAAUAAAAUAUGAUCCUUUAAAAGAAGAAAAACAACUCUUAGAAGCAAAGCAACAGGAACUGAAAAGAAUAGAAGAAGCAAAACGAAAAGUAGCUGAUCAAGAAAAACAGCGGGUGGAGAAACAGGACACUUUUACAGAGAAAUUAAUUACUCAGAUAAUAAAAAAUCUUCAAGUGAAAAUUUCCAACAUCCAUAUUCGUUAUGAAGAUGAUAUCACAGAUCGAGAGAACCCACUGUCAUUUGGUAUUUCCCUCCAGAAUCUCAGCAUGCAGACAACUGAUCAAUACUGGGUUCCAUGUUUACAUGAUGAAACUGAGAAGCUAUUUCGUAAGUUAAUCCGAUUGGAUAACCUUUUUGCCUAUUGGAAUGUGAAGUCUCAGAUGUUUUAUCUUAAUAAUUAUGAUGAAUCAUUGAACAGCCUGAGGAAUGGCAUUGUUGAUGAAAAUAUUGUUCCAGAAGGUUACAAUUUUGUAUUUCGCCCCAUAUCUGCUAAUGCCAAACUUCAGAUGAAUCGCCGAUCGGAUUUUGACUUUUCUGCCCCCAAAAUAAACCUGGAUGUUGAGUUACAUGACAUAGCAAUUGAAUUUAAUAAACCACAGUAUUUCAGUCUUAUGGAGCUUCUUGAAUCAGUUGAUAUGAUGACGCAAAAUCUACCAUAUAGGAAAUUCAAACCUGAUGUACCUCUUCAUUACCAUGCCAAAGAAUGGUGGGUUUAUGCUAUACAUGGUAUUCUUGAAGUAAAUGUUUGGCCCCGUUUACGGAUGUGGUCAUGGAAGCAUAUUAGAGAACAUAGGCAAAAAGUGAAGCAGUACAAAGAACUGUAUAAAAGAAAGCUAACAAGUAAGAAGCCGUCUGGUGAACUGCUCAGCUCUUUGGAGGAGUUGGAAAAGACUUUGGAUGUAUUUAAUAUAACUAUAGCAAGACAACAGGCAGAAGUUGAGGCAAAGAAAUCUGGAUACAGGAUUUACAGAGAAGGAGCAAAUGAGUCAGAAGAUAAUAAAGGAUGGUUUAGCUGGCUGUGGAAUUGGUCAGAAUCACAUACUAAACAACAACCAGAUGUUAAACCUGGAAGUCUUGAAGAAAUGUUGACACCUGAAGAAAAAACUUUACUAUAUGAAGCAAUUGGCUAUAGUGAAACAGCAGUUGAUCCAACCUUGCCAAAAACAUUUGAAGCCAUCAAGUUUUUUGUUCACUUGAAAAGUAUGUCUAUUAUUCUGAGAGAAAAACAACAAAAAUCUGAGCUGUUAGAUAUUGUAGUGGAAGAAUUCAGCACGUUGAUUGUGCAAAGACCAGGAGCACAAGCAAUUAAAUUUGAGACCAAAAUAGAUUCGUUUCAUGUUACUGGCUUACCAGAUAAUUCGACAAAACCCCGCCUCCUGUCUUCAUUGGAUGAUUCUGCAUCACUCUUCCAAAUUAUAUUUGAGAUAAAUCCAUUAGAUGAAACUGCUGCUCAGAGGUGUAUCAUAGAAGCUGAACCUUUAGAAAUGCUAUAUGAUGCAAGAACUGUGAAUAGUAUAGUGGAAUUCUUCAGACCUCCAAAGGAAGUAAAUCUAGCACAGCUGACUUCAGCGACUUUGACAAAACUUGAAGAAUUCCGUGAUAAGACAGCGACAGGUCUGUUAUACAUUAUCGAAACACAGAAAGUUCUUGAUCUCAAAAUUAAUUUGAAGGCUUCAUAUAUUAUACUCCCACAAGAUGGAGUUUUUAGCCCUACAUCCAGUCUACUUAUUUUGGAUCUUGGUCAUCUAAAGGUGACAAGUAAAAUUCGUUCAGAAUUACCAGAUUUAAAACAAGGUGGCCCCAAACUUGAAGAGAUAAUGGAUAGAGCUUAUGAUUCCUUUGAAAUUCAGCUUACAAGCAUACAGCUGCUUUACAGCAGAGUUGGUGAUAAUUGGAAAGAAGCACGAAAACUCAAUGUAUCUGCACAACAUAUUUUGGUACCUAUGCACUUCAAUGUGGAACUCUCUAAGGCCAUGGUUUUCAUGGAUAUAAGGAUGCCCAGAUUCAAGAUUUUUGGGAACUUACCACUGAUUUCUUUAAGAAUCUCAGAUAAAAAACUGCAGGGGAUUUUGGAAUUGAUUGAAAGCAUCCCAAAACCCCCACCUGCAACUGAAGUCAGUGCCCCUGUGAAGCCAUUUCAGAUGGAAAGAUCCACUUCUUUAGGAACAUCCCAGAUUUCACAGAAAAUGUUUCCUCUCUUGGAAAUUCCGUGUGUUGAUGAUGAUUCAGAGGAGGAGUUUUUUGAUGCAGUAUGUAGUCCCUUGGAAGAGCCUCUUCAAUCUCCAACUGGAGUUGAAAGUCCUCAACAGAAAAAGCCAUACUGUUCAAAAAAUAUGAUUGAGUAUAAAAUAAGAUUUGAAGUGCCAGAGGUUUUGAUUCAAUUUUGUCAACUUGUUGGAGAUUGUGAACUACCUGUGGUAGAAAUUAAUGUCUUAGGAUUGGGCACAGACAUUGAGCUUAGAACAUUUGAUUUGAAAGCAAAUGCCUUUUUGAAAGAGGUCUGCUUAAAAUGCCCCGAAUACUUAGAUGAAAAUAUGAAACCGGUUUAUUUGAUUACAACACUGGAUAACACAAUGGAAGAUCUGUUAACACUGGAAUAUGUGAAGGCUGAAAAGAAUUUACCCAACUUGAAAAGUACCUAUGACAAUGUCGUGCAGCUGAUUAAGGUGAAUUUUUCGUCUUUGGAUAUUCAUUUACAUACUGAAGCACUUCUGAAUACAAUAAAUUAUUUUAAUAAUACCCUUCCACAAUUGGAGGAAAAAUCAGCCCCAAUACACGUUGCGGAGACCGAAGACAAAGGAGAGGUUAUUAAAAAAAUACCUUUAAAACUAUCCAAGAAUGAAGAUAUUAUUACUUUGCAGAUUUUAGCAGAGUUAUCGUGUUUACGGAUAUUUAUUCAAGAUCAGAAACAUAACAUUUCAGAAAUUAAGAUUGAAGGGCUUGAUUCUGAGAUGAUUAUGAGGCCUUCAGUGACUGAAAUAAAUGCAAAGCUAAGGAAUAUAAUUGUUUUGGAUUCUGAUAUAAAUGCUGUAUACAAAAAGGCUGUUUAUAUAACUGGAAAAGAAGUUUUCAGCUUCAAAAUGAUUUCUUACAUGGGUGCGACUGCUGGUUCUGCAUACACAGAUAUGAAUGCGGUUGACGUUCAAGUUAAUUUAACCGUUGGUUGCAUUGAAGUAGUUUUCGUCACAAAAUUUCUAUGUUCUAUACUGGCUUUUAUAGAUAAUUUUCAAGCAGGUAAACAAGCCUUGGCUGAGGCAACUGUUCAGGCAGCAGGAAGGGCUGCUACUGGUGUAAAAGAACUGGCACAAAGGAGCUCUAGAAUGGCAUUGGAUGUUAACAUCAAAGCCCCAGUUGUGGUUAUCCCACAGUCUCCAGUUUCUGAAAAUGUUUUUGUUGCUGAUUUUGGGCUAAUUACGAUGACAAAUACAUUCCAUGUGAUAACAGACAGCCAGACCAACCCCCCGCCCAUUAUUGAUUUGAUAACAGUAAAGCUGAGUGAAAUGCGACUAUACAGGACUCAAUUUAUUAAUGAUGCAUACCAGGAUGUACUGGAUCUUCUACUGCCAUUAAAUCUUGAGGUGAUUGUUGAGCGAAAUUUAUCCUGGGAGUGGUAUCAAGAAGUUCCUUGUUUUAAUGUAAAUGCUCAUCUAAAGCCCAUGGAGUUCAUUCUUAGUCAAGAAGAUAUAACAAUUAUUUUUAAAACAUUAUAUGGCAAUAUAUGGUAUGAAGAUGGUGGUAGUGCCUCAAAUGCAGGAAUAAAAGAUCAGUCUAGUGUUACUAGUGGAAUUACUCAUGCUUCACACCGUACAGGAGGAACAACUGUAGUGACAGCUGCUGUGGUGGAAGUACAUUCACGUCCUUCUCAAAUUAAGACAACACUAAAUAUGAGUUUCAAAACUGAUUAUCUUACCAUGGCACUGUAUAGUCCGGGUCCUAAACAGACUUCCUUCACAGAUAUUCGUGAUCCUUCUCUGAAUCUUGCUGAAUUUAAGUUGGAGAAUAUUAUAAGUACUUUAAAAAUGUAUACAGAUGACUCAACGUUUUCUUCCUUCUCAUUAAAGAACUGUAUUUUAGAUGACAAAAGGCCUCAUGUCAAGAAGGCGACUCCUAGAAUGAUAGGACUGACAGUUGGGUUUGACAAAAAGGACAUGAUGGAUGUACGGUAUAGGAAAGUCAGAGACGGAUGGGUGGCUGAUUUAGUCCUUCAAGAAAUGUAUAUUUGUGCAAGUGUGGAAUUUCUCCUGACCGUUGCAAAUGUCUUUCUUGAGGCCUACACCACAGGCACUGCUGUAGAAACCAAUGUUCAAACAUGGCCUGCUAAAGAAGAAGUGCCUAUACAGGAAUCAGAGAAGUGGGAAAUUAAUGUCCUUAUUAAAAAUCCUGAAAUUGUGUUUGUGGCUGAUAUGACAAGAAAUGAUGCUCCUGCCUUAGUCAUUACAACACAGUGUGAAAUUUGUUGGAAAGGUGACUUUGAAAAUAAUACAAUGACUGCUGCCAUUAAAGAUCUCCAAGUCAGAGCAUGCCCAUUUCUUCCAGUCAAGAGAAAAGGAAAAAUCACUACUGUUUUGCAGCCCUGUGACUUAUUCUGUCAAGCUACUCAGAUAAGUACAGAUCCACAGGUGAUUGAUUUAUCAGUAAAAUCACUGACACUGAAGGUUUCACCAGUUAUCAUAAAUACUGUGAUCACCAUAACUUCAGCACUUUAUACAGCUAAGGAAACCAUCCCACAAGAAACUGCUGCUUCUACAGCACAUUUAUGGGAAAAGAAAGAUACAAAGAAUUUGAAAAUGUGGUUUCUUGAAGAACCAGAUGAAGCUGAAAAAAUAGCUCCCACAACUGAAUUGGUACCCAAAGGAGAGAUGAUAAGAAUGAACAUUGAUUCUAUUUUUAUAGUUCUUGAGGCUGGAAUUGGUCAUAGAACCGUGCCUAUGCUUUUAGCAAAAUCACAUUUCUCAGGGGAAGGCAAAAACUGGAGUUCUCUAAUAAAUCUCCACUGUCAGCUUGAGCUCGAAGUACAUUAUUACAAUGAAAUGUUUGGUGUAUGGGAGCCUUUGCUUGAACCCUUAGAAAUUGAUCAGACUGAGGAUUUUAGACCAUGGAAUCUUGGAAUCAAGAUGAAAAAGAAAGCCAAAAAGGCCAUUGUUGAGUCAGGUACUGAAGAAGAAAAUUAUAAGGUGCCAGAAUAUAAAACUGUCAUCACUAUCCAUUCAAAAGACCAACUAAACAUUACAUUAUCCAAAUGUGGCCUUGUAAUGUUAAAUAACUUAGUCAAGGCAUUUACGGAAGCUGCCACUCGAUCUUCAGCUGUCUUCAUAAGGGAUCUAGCACCAUUUAUGAUUUUAAACUCUCUUGGACUUAAUAUCUCUGUUUCGCCAAGUGAAUCUUUUAGCGUACUCAGCGUACCUAUGGCAAAAUCAUACGUGUUGAAAAGCGAGGAGAGUUUAAGUAUGGAUUAUGUCCGAACUAAAGACAAUGAUCAUUUCAAUGCAAUGACGAGCCUAAGCAGCAAACUCUUCUUCAUUCUUCUUACACCUGCUAACCACUCUACUGCUGAUAAAAUCCCUUUAACAAAAGUGGGACGACGACUGUACACUGUAAGACACAGAGAGUCUGGAGUUGAAAGAUCUAUUGUUUGUCAAAUUGAUGCAGUGGAAGGAAGUAAGAAGGUAACAAUUCGCUCCCCUGUGCAGAUUAGAAAUCAUUUUUCAAUACCACUUUAUGUUUAUGGAGGGGACGCCUUACUGGGAACGGCUUCACCUGGAAAUGAAUUUAACAUACCAUUAGCGUCCUACCGAUCACUCCUUUCUCUGAAGCCAGAAGAUGAAGACUAUCAAAUGUGUGAAGGAAUUGACUUUGAAGAAAUUAUGAAAAAUGAUGGCACUUUUCUAAAGAAGAAAUGUAGAGCUAUAAACCCUUCUAAAAAGCCAUUCAUCAUUAAUAUUGUCCCAGAAAAAGAUAACUUGACAUCUGUGUCAGUGUAUUCCGAAGAUGGUUGGGAUUUACCAUACAUAAUGCAUUUGUGGCCACCUAUCCUACUCCGAAAUCUUCUUCCUUACAAAAUUGCCUAUUACAUAGAGGGGAUUGAAAGUAGAGUUUUUACUCUACAUGAAGGCCGCUCAUCCCAGAUUUGUACUGUACAGUCAGAUAAAGCCAGGCUGCAUUUAAAAUUACUUGACUAUCUUAAUCAUGAUUGGAAAAGUGUAUAUCAUAUAAAACCUAAUCAACAAGAUAUUAGUUUCAUCAGUUUUACUUGUGUCACAGAACUAGAAAAGACUGAUUUAGAUAUUGCUAUCCAUGUGACUUAUAAUAUUGGCCAGACAGUGAUAGCAUUUCAUAGUCCCUAUUGGAUGGUCAAUAAAACUGGUCGAAUGUUACAGUACAAAGCAGAUGGAAUUCAUCGAAAGCAUCCACCUGAUUAUAAAAAGCCAGUUCUCUUUUCUUUUCAGCCAAAGCACUUUUUUAAUAACAAUAAGGUUCAGCUUAUGGUAACCGAUAGUGAAUUGUCAGAUCAGUUUUCAAUUGAUACUGUUGGUAGUCAUGGAGCUGUUAAAUGUAAAGGCCCGAAAAUGGAAUAUCAAGUUGGUGUCACUAUAGACCUUAGCAGUUUUAACAUUACCAGAAUUGUCACAUUUACCCCUCUUUUUUUAAUUGAAAACAAAAGCAAAUAUCGGAUAUCAGUGGCUGAAGAGGGAAGUGAUAAAUGGCUCUCUGUUGAUUUGGAGCAGUGUAUCCCCUUUUGGCCUGAGGAUGCUUCUAGUAAACUUCUUAUUCAAGUUGAAAGAAGUGAAGGCCCUCCCAAAAAGAUAUAUUUUAACAAGCAAGAAAGUUGUAUUUUAUUGCGUCUAGAUAAUGAGCUUGGAGGUAUUAUAGCAGAGGUUAAUUUGGCUGAGCAUUCUACAGUUAUUAAAUUUUCAGAUUAUCAUGAUGGCGCAGCUCCAUUUCUGUUAAUAAAUCACACCAAGAAUGACAUUGUUCAGUACAAGCAAAGUUCUCUUAGUAAAAUAGAAGAUUCUCUCCCUCCUGGAAAAGCAGUAUUUUAUACGUGGGCUGAUCCUGCGGGCUCUAGAAUGCUGAAAUGGGAAUGUGGAAAAAGCUACGGUGAAGUAACACAAAAGGAUGAUAUGAUGACACCUGUAAGUUUGGGGAAAAAGACCAUUUAUUUAGUUUCAUUCUUUGAAGGCUUACAACGCAUUAUUUUAUUCACUGAAGAUCCAAGAGUAUUUAGAGUGGCAUAUGAAAGUGAGAAAGCAGAGUUAGCAGAGCAAGAAAUUGUGUUGGCGUUACAAGAUGUUGGAAUUUCUCUCGUCAAUAAUUAUACAAAGCAAGAAGUUGCCUAUAUUGGCAUUACAAGUUCUGAUGUGGUCUGGGAGACAAAGCCCAAGAAGAAGGCAAGAUGGAAGCCAAUGAGUGUAAAGCAGACUGAGAAGUUAGAGAAAGAAUUUAAGGAAUAUACUGAAUCUUCCCCUUCAGAAGAUAAGGUUAUUGAAUUGGACACUAACGUUCAGGUCUGCUUCACACCUAGUGGUACUAACAUGAAAAUUAUGCAACCACAUGUAACAGCUAUACGAAGAAAUUAUCUUCCUGCUUUAAAGGUGGAAUAUAGCACAUCUGCACAUCAAUCGUCAUUUAGAAUUCAAAUUUACAGAAUACAGAUCCAAAACCAGAUACCUGGUGCUGUAUUUCCAUUUGUGUUUUAUCCCAUUAAGCCUCCCAAGUCGGUCACCAUGGAUUCAGCACCAAAGCCCUUUACAGAUGUCAGUAUUGUCAUGAGAUCUGCAGGGCAUUCCCAGAUAUCACGUAUUAAGUAUUUCAAAGUGUUGAUCCAAGAAAUGGAUCUCAGAUUAGAUCUUGGCUUUGUCUAUGCUGUAGCAGAACUUAUGACAGAGGCUGAAGUGACUGAAAAAACAGAGGUUGAGCUUUUUCAUAAAGAUAUAGAAGCUUUCCAAGAAGAAUAUAAAAUAGUUUCAUUAGUAGAUUCAUCACAAGUCAGUCUAUAUGAGUAUUUUCACAUAUCUCCUAUCAAGUUGCAUUUAAGUGUUUCGCUGAGUUCGGGUGGAGAAGAAGCUAAAGAUUCAGAACAACAUGGAGGACAGAUGGCAGUUCAUUCUAUAAAUCUUUUGCUGAAGAGUAUUGGUGCCACUCUUACAGAUGUACAAGAUGUAGUUUUUAAGCUUGCAUUUUUUGAACUCAACUAUCAGUUCCAUACGACAUCUGAACUACAGUCUGAAGUAAUAAGACACUAUUCAAAGCAGGCCAUUAAGCAGAUGUAUGUACUCAUUCUUGGACUUGAUGUUUUGGGAAAUCCCUUUGGCUUGAUUAGAGAAUUUUCUGAAGGUGUAGAGGCAUUUUUUUAUGAACCUUACCAGGGAGCCAUCCAGGGUCCUGAAGAGUUUGUGGAGGGAAUGGCACUAGGACUGAAAGCACUAGUUGGUGGAGCUGUUGGUGGAUUAGCUGGUGCUGCCUCCAAAAUCACCAGUGCUAUGGCUAAAGGGGUAGCAGCUAUGACUAUGGAUGAAGACUACCAACAGAAGAGAAGAGAAGCCAUGAACAAGCAACCAGCUGGUCUUAGAGAAGGCAUCACUCGUGGAGGAAAAGGCUUAGUGUCUGGUUUUGUAAGUGGCAUAACAGGAAUUGUUACAAAACCAAUCAAAGGAGCUCAGAAAGAAGGAGCAGCUGGUUUCUUUAAAGGUGUUGGGAAAGGUAUAGUUGGAGCAGUGACAAGGCCAACUGGAGGCAUCAUAGACAUGGCUAGCAGUACAUUUCAGGGAAUAAAAAGAGCUACAGAGAGCUCUGAUGAAGUAGAGAGUCUGCGACCCCCUAGGUUCUUUAAUGAAGAUGGAGUUAUCAGACCUUACAGGCUGAGGGAUGGCACUGGAAAUCAGAUGUUACAGGCAUCAAAAAGUUUGAUAUGAAAACAGUUAAUGCAUGACUUUGCAUGUGAAAGCCAACAGUAGAUUUUAGCAUUAAAAUUUACAAACUACGUACAGCUGUUUCAGUAUUUUGAAUGCAAAGAAAAGCUUUUUAUGUUGGUAACUUUUUGUAUAGGAUUUUGGGCCAAUCCGAUCUUUUUUAUAGGGUAUUCUUAGUUCCAUACUGGAUUUACUAGAUUUGUUGAAAGCCAUUGUACCUUGUGUACCCUCACAGUUGAUGGUUCUUAUUUGCUCAAUUAGACCAUUUCUAUUUAGAGUACUUCUUUCUGUUUGUCAAACCACUGACAGCCUUUAUACCGGAUAUAAUCCUCAUGCCCAAGUAGGCAUGGAUAAAGAAAAAAAUCAUUGUGAAUUCUUGGGCUUUGCUUUUCUUUUGAAGAUGUUCAAAUGUCCAUGACCCUCUUACUGUUUUAUGCUUGUGUGGUCUGUUUAAAACCCUGUGGAAUUGAUAAGCAAUUCACAUGAAAACCAAUGUCUUUUAGUACGAAAAAUUAGCUUUUGGAGCAGUAGACAAUUUGAAGGUAAAAUAUUUUAUCUGUUUAGAUAACUUCUACUUUCUAAAUUGGACCUUUUGAAAUUUGGAUUAUGCUGUGGGUAACAUAAACAAUAUUAGGAUAUACCAAUUCAGAGUUGUUUCUGUGGUUUAGAUGUGGAACACUAAAUUAAACCAUUUGUUUGAAAACAAACAAGAAGUCAUUCUGUUGUAGAGACUUGAAAAUAUUCAUUGUAAUAGUAAAUUGUGGGAAGAGAUGGUUCUUUUAUAGCCUUAAUAUUUUAAAUACUGUUUUGUUUAAAGUGAACAGGGUAAAGAUUUUAAAAUUUAAUAUUUUAUCCACUACAUGCAGAGUAUAUAAUUUUUCAUUAAAUGUACUUCCAUAAAAUAUAACCAUUGAGUUAAUAUGUGAUAUUUAGUAAAGUAGUUUUACAUUGUGUUUUAAUGUGUUUAAAAUAAUUGCAUAUUGGAAUAGAACUGGCGAUUUAGUGAGAGGUUGUGUUCUAAAGGGCAUGUUGACAAACUCUACAAUGACAGUAUAUCAUUCUUUGGAAAUGUUUCAGAAGUCGCCUAUAGUUAAUACAAUAGAAGCGUACAUUUCUACUCACAAUCUGCCUUUUCUUGUUAGAACACAACAUGUUAUGAACAUUUUACUAGACUGAAGUUAUCAAAUUGCCUUUUGAGAAAUUAAAAAUACUUCUUGAGAAAGUAUUUUAUAAACUUAGGAAGUAAGGAUGAGUAGUGAGGCAAGUUUAGACAUACAUCAUCAUUGUUAAGUAACAGAUGAUAAAAAAAGCCGUGAGAUAUAACCAAAAAUUUCUCAUGGUUGAUAACUUGAUUUCAGAGACAAGUAAAUUUGUUCUACACUUUCAUUGUUUUCUGAAGCUUUAAACUUUAGGGUUUAUUGACUAUUUUUAAACUUGCCUACUGUUUUUAGUAGGCCAAUAUUAGCAUUAAUUGCUUUUAGAGAUAUUUAAGUGAGUAAAAAUUCACAAUCCUUGUCAGUCAUUACUUAUUUUUCAGCAACAGCACAAAGCACAGUAUUAACUGGAAUUCCUAUAGGAAUUCACCAGAUGCCUUAGGAUGUUCAUGUUUAGCAUUACUCUCCUACAGGUGUAAGAUGUGGGUUGUUGCUUUAGCGGUAAUAGUGCUUUUUUGAAUCAAAACUCUAUUAUUAGCAAACACUUUAAAAUAUAUAAAUGCCAGUACUGUGGCAAAGAAAUAGAUGACCUAUAAACAGUAUUUAAAAUCUCAUCUGCCUAGAUUUAAUCUAAGUGACUUAAUAAUGUCCUUAGAAAAUAUUUAGUACUUUCACGUUUGUCCUUUUAUUUUCUAAUUUUCUAAAAAAUGGUGCUCUGUGUUCACUAAGUUAUAUAUGAUAAUUAUAUAUGAGAUACAUUCUUUCAUGGUGUACCUUUCUAUCUAGAAAGUGGUCCAGUAUUAUAGUGCUUCCAAGUAGUCAAUAAAGUUGCCUACUAGAGAAAUAGAAUAAUUCUAAUAUAUUCACAGAAUACCUUAGUUUUUUCAUCCAGCUACUUUAUACAUUGAGUGUACCAACCAAUGGAGUUUAGUCUUAAGUCUACUAUGUUAUGAUAUACUAUAUCCAUAAUUAUUGCUCCGUUCAGGACUAAAAAAUCUUCAAAAUUAUUGACUCCUUGAAAUUUUUCAUAAUUUUACAUGUUUUCCAAGCAAUUUGCCAUACUUAACUAACCUUUGUGCUUCUUUUUUUCUUUACCAU
Messenger RNA from Camelus dromedarius (Arabian camel), 11601 nucleotides. It is a transcript of the gene VPS13A, whose product is annotated as vacuolar protein sorting 13 homolog A. Gene Ontology annotation, cellular component: extrinsic component of membrane. The transcript has 69 exons. Gene Ontology annotation, biological process: protein retention in Golgi apparatus; autophagy; protein targeting to vacuole. Bases 158 to 9352 code for a protein of 3064 amino acids. The record is from RefSeq and is a predicted model, not a curated record. Lineage: Eukaryota; Metazoa; Chordata; Mammalia; Artiodactyla; Camelidae.